UGCCUCACUAGUUCGAGCAGAGCUGGAGGAGUCUGUUCAGCACCAUGGACAGCACCAAGCCGGAGCUGCGUUCCAGCACAGAAACUAUCGCAUGCUGAUUGUUAUCGGAGAGAUUUCCACCACCCAUCACCUCGACACUGCCAAGAAACAGAUCACACAAGGCUUAUGCUCCUGGAACGUUGAUCUAACCAUUUGUGACCUGAACAAAGAGCUGCAAGUGUUUGAGACCAAGCACACAGCUCAGUUUUCAGCACAAGUCAAAGGCCAGCGAAUUCUCCAGUAUCAGAGUGACGUGCUUAACACAGUGGUGUUGGUGAACCCAUCAGAGGAGACCACUGCUUCAGAGAUCUGUUCCCUGAUCACUGACUCUGCUGGGAAUAAGUUGUUGGUACUAAGUGGCCAGAGCUCUGAGCAGGGAGGUGACAUUCUACUACAAGGAGGAGCUUUCUCCUGGAAGCACUUCUCUGACAUCAUCUCCAGCCCUCAAGUGAUUGAAGUCCUAUCAAGGGCCUCUUCAGAGCAGCCGGCCAGGCUUACAGUUUCCUGUCAGGGAGACGGGGGUUGGAGCUCCCUGGGCCAAAGCCAGGAGCAACAGCCUCUCCAAAACCUUCUGGAAUACCGCUUGAACCCUGAACCUCACCUCCCCGACAUGGAUGGAGUCACAGAGUUCACCGAAUAUGUCGCAGAGACAGUGGAUGUGCCCUCACCAUUUGAGCUCCUGGAGCCCCCUACCUCUGGAGGUUUUCUGAAACUCUCCAAACCUUGCUGCUAUGUCUUCCCUGGAGGCCGGGGAGACUCUGCUUUGUUUGCCGUCAAUGGGUUCAACGUGCUGGUGGAUGGAGGGUCUGACCGAAAGUCUUGCUUUUGGAAGCUGGUUCGCCACCUGGACAGGAUUGACUCUGUUCUGCUCACCCAUAUUGGAGCUGACAACCUUCCUGGCAUCAAUGGGUUGUUUCAGAGAAAGAUUGCUGAGCAGGAGGAGGAACGUAACAAAGGCUCUGGCUCCAGCAACAAUGGUGACUGGAUGAAGAACCUGAUCUCGCCUGAACUGGGGAUCGUGUUUCUCAAUGUGCCAGAGAAGCUUCGGAUGCCAGAGUCUACACUGAAAGUGAAGCGAAGCAUUGAGGAAGCAUCGCUUACACUGCAGUACCUCAACAAGCUUGGUAUCACACCAGAGCCUCUUCACAGAGUUGUCAGCAACACCAUUGAUCCUAUCACACUGUUCCACAAACUCGGUGUGGGAAAGUUAGACAUGUAUGUCUUAAACCCUGUUAAAGAAAGCAAAGAGAUGCAGUUUCUCAUGCAGAAAUGGGCUGGAAACAGCAAAGCCAAGACAGGAAUUAUGAUGCCCAAUGGAAAAGAAGGGGAAAUAUCUGUUCCCUAUUUAACGUCAGUUACUGCUCUCAUUGUUUGGAUUCCACACCGUCCUACAGAAAAGAUAGUGAGGGUGCUGUUUCCAGGAAACGCACCCCAGAAUAAAAUCUUUGAAGGCCUUGAGAAACUCAAGCACCUGGACUUCCUACGAUACCCAGUGGCCACCCAAAAGGACAUAUCAUCUGGUGCGCCACCUCCUGUCAUCAAACAGACGAAAAUAAGAUCAAGAACAGACAGCAAAGAGAGUCUCAAAUCUUCACCCAAACCACAUUCUAAAACAACAAAGAAAGAAACCAGUGGACAAGAGGACGAGUCCAAAAGUGACAUUAUUAAAGAAAAUAAAGUGGAAAAGAAAGAGGAGAAAAAGCCCAAAAGUGAAAGUCUAAAAGCCACCAAACAACAGAAAAACAGUGAGGUGGCCCCAGUGACAGAGAAAAAGAAAAAACCCAAGGAAAAAAGUGAUAAGAAAGAUAAAACAUCCAAGAUGGAUGAAAAGAAAGACAGAGAGAAGAAAGAAAUUAAGAAAGAAAAACAUGACGUGAAGAAAGACGAAAAUAUAAGAAAAGAAGAGAAAAAAGAAAAUAAAGCCAAAGUGGAGAAAAAGAAAGACCCAAGUAAACCAGAGUUGAGAAAAAUCACCAAACCUGACCUAAAGCCACUCACCCCAGAGGUGAGAAAGACUCUGCAUAAGGCCAAGACUAAGGCCAAGCCCAAGACAGACAAAAACAAAGCAGUUAAGGAGGAAGCAAAUGACAAAAUACCAGUGACGAAGAACAUCGCUGAAGAGGUGGCAGCAGCUGCUUUGGCUGACAGGUCUAUUGUGUCCUCCCCUGAGGACCUCACUGAGGACUUUGAGGCUCUAAAACAACAAGAGGAGGUCUCUCAACCCAAGAGUGAGCCUAUCCAGAAUGAUGUGAUGCCUGGACAUUCACUGUAUACAGAUAUUAAAGCUGAACUUUCUUCCUCAGUUUUCCCUGAUGAGAAAAGCACCACAGCCACUGAGAUAAAAUCUGCUCUGGCCAAAUCUCCAGUAAAUCAGGAAGAGGAUAACAUAGAUAAGGGUGCAUUGAAGGAGAUUGCAGCCAUUGAAAAUGACACAAGUGAUGGCUUUGACAAGAAAUAUGAAGAGGAGAAAAUGGAAAAAUAUGAGAAAUACCAAGCAACAAAUGACAUGAAAGAUCGAUCGAAGAAGAGUGACAGCUCAGAGGAGGAGGACGAUGUCAUUGAAAAAGCUGAAUUUGAAGGAACAGAAGAUGAUGAAGUACUAAAGUACAAACCUGAGGAAGGGAAAAAGGAAAAAAAUGGAAAAGAGUGGGUCACCAAGCCAGCUGAGGAAAAAUCAGCUGCAGCUGUUUCUGUGCAAUGUGCUGCAGUGUCCGCCUCAGAGCAGUUCUCAUUCAUCCAAGAUGAGACCAUUCCCGGCUAUUCUGAGACUGAACAGACCAUUUCAGAUGAAGAGAUCCACGAGGAGACAGAGGACAGGAUCCCACAGCUCCGCUAUGAUGUGGCCUCCUAUGACAUAUCUGUUCCUGAUGUCCCUGGCACCUUUGACUCCAUGCAUGGUAUCAAAGAGAUGAAGAGCUCCAUAUUGUCUGAUGUUGCAGAUAUAAAACCCAAAGCUUUUUUGGGACGUCACGAGCCUGAGCUUGCAACUUACCCUCACAUCAUUGCUGCUCCUCUUGCAGAGGAAGAGCACAUCUCCUCAGCAACAUCCAUCACAGAAUAUGACAAACUGUCAUCUUUUGCCACAUCUGUAGCCGAGGACCAGUCAAUAGCCUCGGUUACAGCACCUCAGACUGAGGAAAUGGGGAGAAACUCGCUCCUGCUUGACAACAUCAACAUUAUCCCCUCUCGCGCAGAGGCCACCCAUGGAAAGGACUAUCUCCACUCAGCAGGAACCAUCUCACCCACCUCCUCCUUGGAGGAUGACAAAUGCUUUAAGUCUCCCUCUUCUGAUGAGUACCAGCCCAACAUUCCUGAGAUGGAGGGUGACACAAAGAUCAAAUCAAUCCAGUUCAGCCCUGAAGCAGAAGACGAUGAGGAAGAUGAGGAUGAGGAUCAGACUCCAAAUGUUGACAUACCUUUGGGGAAACUCCAAGAGGGCUAUGAACAUGCAGCCUCCAAGAUGCUCCAGGAAAAGGAGAAAUCUGACACCUCUUUUCUGCCUCCCAUCUGUACUACACAGUACUCUCCUACACAGGAUGUCAAGGAAAAUCAGACUCUCUUUAACACUGAGGGAUUAAAGGUUGGUGCUGAUAAAAAGCCUAUUUCACCUCCCCAUUCUUUCUCCCCUGGGUUAGAGUCUCACUCCAGGCAGGAAAGUGAGGAAAGAUGUCUAAGCCCAGAUGACAGCACAAUGAAAUUGGCCUCACCCACACAGUCUGUCCCUACAAGCAGCAGUUACUCUCCAACAGAAGAGAAACUAUUUAAGACAGAAGACAAAAAUGAAGAUGUGAUCAAUGUGAAAUCUGACACCCAGAAAACAGAAAGAUCUGUGACUAUUUCAGACAAUUCUUCCUUGAUCGGUCUGCCAGGUGACAAGACAGCAUUUGAAGCAUCUGAUGAAGACAAUGAUGAAGAAGAAGAAGUAGAAGAAGAAGAAGAAGAAGAAGAAGAGGAAGAAGAGGAUGAUUACUUUGUCAAAAAGGAUUUAAAGCCUACUGUUACGGCCAAGCUUAUGGAGGCAAAAGAAGGGUGCUUCCUGGAUGAUGACAACACUUUUGAGGCUAAAUCUGCAACUAUAGAAACAGAAGUGAAGGGCCCAUUCAAGGCAGAGGUUUCUGUAAUCCCACAGGAGAAAUCUAAACCUCAGGUGGUGUUCUCAGAUGAAGAUGAGGACGAAAAUGAUGAUGACUUUGAAAGAAGCGCAAUGUCUCAGCACUUAUCAGCAGAUAAGUUACAAGUAGAAUUUGAACAGGAUACUGCGGAGAAUGUUGACACCUCUUUAAAAGAGCCAGAAAAAAGUGUUCAUUUCAGUCUCUAUGAUUUCCCAGAGAAGGAGAGCAAAGAAAAGGCCCUGUAUAUAAGACAAGACACACCCUAUGUCCAUGGCAAAACAUUCUCAUACGGUGACAUCUAUGACAGCAAAACAAGCUCAGUGGAGUCUGAUUCAUAUCAUCAGGAGUCCUUAGAUACAGCGGAGCAAAUCAUUACAAAGAGUGGAGUGGAUUUGCAGCAACAGGACAUGCCGUCCUCAGUCAAACCUAUGGAGAAGAUGUCAGAAAUAAAGGGAUUUACUGCCUCUUAUGGAAAAGAAGAUUCCACUGCAUCAUGGCUCGACUCCAAAAGCCCAUCCGUACCCCCAUUUGAAAAAGAAGACAAAGGAAAGGUGACAUUGGAUUACAGUGUAGGCAGUAGAUUCCCUUCAGUGGCAGACAGACCUGAGGCCUCAACCACAUCUUUAUCAUCAGAAAAAGACUAUUUGUCUUUUAAAGGGCCCCCUGACACCACACAGACCCAGACACACUCCUCAUUAGCUUUUGAUGUUGGCAAACCUGAGGCUGCAAUCUUCAGUGAGAAAGGGGCAUGUUUGGAGGUUGACAUGCGAAAACUAACGGCAAGAGAUGAGGAGGACUAUGAUGAUAAUGAAGUGCUUGAUGAUGAAGAUUAUGAUGAAGAUGAGGAGGAAGAAGAGGAAGAUGACGGUGCUUAUGAUUAUGAUAUCGAGAAAGGUGCCAAAGAAAAGUCUGAGAAGGAAGCGGGAAGUCCAAUCAGUGAAAUGUUUGGCUCAAAUAGACCUGAGUUUAUGGUGUCCAUGGCUGGUUAUGGCUUUAACAGUCAAGGGAAGCCAAGUAUGAUAGAAUGUAGCUCCAGCUCACUUACAAAGGCUGAAAACGAGAACAAAGCUGACUCCUUGUCCUUCAGUGGAAAGCCAACAGACUUAGGGGCUACAGGUUUCUCUGGCUAUUCCUCAGGAUUUGAAUACUCAUAUGGACAUGAAGAGAAAGAUUCAUUUUUAUCAAGUCAGACCAUAGACAAAGGAAACGAGGAUUUCUCUCUUAAAUCGACAGAGGUCAGUUAUUAUCAGAGUGACAGAGCCGAUGCUGAGUUUGAGGAAAAGAAGACACCAGACCUCCCGAGUAGGAAGUCACUUGACACAAGCUUUCAGUACACAACAACAGCUGCUCCUGGGUAUUCUUCCUCCUCAGCCUAUAGCUAUUCAUCCUCCACCUCUGGCUCGCUCUCCACCAGCCGUCAAUUUGGAGAGGAACUGGAGACACCGGCCUCUGCUGAGCCGCUCUUUGAGUACUCCUCUUUUAAAGAUGAACACUCACUGGUUAUGGAUUCCCCCUUCUCGAGCUCUGCUGGUGCCAAAGAUGAUUAUGUGGAAGUGUCUGAAAAACAGAUCACAGCUGCGCCCACAGUUGAGUCCAGUUUAGCGCGAUUCUCACCCCUCAGCCCAUUUGAGGAAGUCAAAUCGUUCCCCUCACUCUCAUCUACCAACUUUGCUGAAGCCAAGAAGGAGCAUACCACCUCAUUAGGUGACGUUAUGGACAAUAUUCCCCAGUCAAAGUGUUUCUAUAAGCCUGAAUGGUCUGAAGGGUCCAAACUGGAGACAGCUGUUGGAUUUGGGGCCUCAGCUGGUCUGUUGUCUCAAACAGAGUUUUCCAAGGAUAAAGAGGCAGCCAGUGCUGCUCUGUUUGGUGUCACUUCCUCACCACGCCCAGACAAAGAAGGCAAGCAUUACUUUGAGGAAACGGACAGCAGUGAGGAAGAGGAUGAGGAUGCUUAUGUGCGUGAGAUGACUCGAAGUUGUCCCUCCAGUGGCCUGGCAGGUAGUCUCUCAAUUUCUGACAAGCUGGUUUCUCCAGCUGGCUCGGAAAAGACAGGUGGUGUCCUCCAUGACUCCUUCAUGACUUCCCCUCUCCAGGCCAGCAAGCCAGACACAACAAAUGGUACCACAGAGGUCACUAAAAGCUCCACCUUUCCUGUCAGUGGUGCAGCUCCAGGUCUUGCCAAGGUAGAGUCCAGGGAGGGAGCAGCAGGUUAUAGGAGCGCUUAUGAUUGGGAGAUGCCAAAACCCCAGAUGGGGAUGGUUCCGGGAGAUUCUCCUCCCCAUUACCGUCAUGAUGAUGAAUUUGAGGAGGAGUGUGAGAUGGAGCCAGAGCACCCUGCCCGCCCACUUUCACUCUCUACAACAGACCAGCCCUUCCACUCACCAUUCUACUCUGAGGAGUGCAGCCGUGGAGGACAGGAUGAUGAUGACGAUGAUGAUGAUAGCGAUCAGGAUUUUGCUGGUGAUGGACGCAUGGGAGCCACCUCCUCUUAUAACAGCCGCACUUCCCCUGGGUAUUCGGCUUCUGAAUACAGGCAGCACAAAGAGGACCUGUCACCUUCCUUCAUCAACCCCUGCAUGCGGCAGUUAUCCAGCGAUGAGGAUGAUGAAGAGGACGAACGAAGAAGCAACCAGUCACAAGAAGGCAAUGACCAUGAUAUGUCAGUGAAGAAGCGGACUCACAGAGAUGUCAGGGAGAGCAGCGCUCUGCACCAAGCUGGUGGCAUGUCAGCAGUGCUGGCUCUAGCCACAGAAGACACACCGCCAACCUCAGUCAGCGAAUCCCUCGGUUCUCAGUCAGACUCUGAUGCACCUCCAGGCACAGAGGAAUACCCCUCAGUCACUGGUGAAGGCAACAUGGACUCAGAUGAAGAUGCAGACUACAUGCCUGUUGAUAAAUUAUCUGCCACGGGAGGAGGCAGCCAUCAUUCCUCUAGAAGGAGCCACGACCCUCCUCCAGCUCCCAUCAUGGACCCUUGCCCUCACCCUCCACGCCCAGAUGUUUGCAUGGUGGAUCCUGACUCUUUGGAUAAUGGCUCACUUAAGAAAGAGCCAAAGACAAAGGGCUUGAAGAAAUCGUUGAGUAAAACCAAGUCUUCAUCCCCUGCUAGGCGCAAGAGGUCUCCCAUGCCCGUCAAACAGACAUCGUCUCCUCGUAGUGCCUCGCUGAAGAAGAAGGACACAGACAAGAGCUCACGUAUGUCUCGCCUGUCAGAUGGACAAGGCUCCAAAGAUGAUGAUGUUUCCAGGUUGAGCUUUAACACUGGCAAGGGGCUGACGAACAGUGUCAAGGGCAGUUCAGGCUCCCAGAAGUCUGGCUCCGCAGCUGCUCCUGGUCUUCCAAUUUAUGUCGACUUGGCCUACAUUCCCAAUCACUGUAGUGCCAAGAAUGUGGACCAGGAGUUUUUCAAACGGAUUCGCUCCGCAUACUAUGUGGUGAGCGGGAACGAUGCAGCGAAUGGUGAACCAAGCCGAGGAGUCCUCGAUGCACUGUUGGAUGGCAAAUCUCAGUGGGGAUCAAACUUACAGGUGACAUUGAUCCCCACCCAUGACUCUGAGGUGACCCGUGACUGGUACCAGCAGACGCAUGAGCGGCAGCAGGAGCUCAACAUCAUGGUCCUGGCGUCCAGCAGCACCGUCGUCAUGCAGGAUGAGUCCUUCCCUGCCUGCAAGAUCGAAUUUUAAGAUUCCUUCCUCCUCCUCCUCCUCCUCCUCCUGCCCCCUACUGUAGAUCGGUUUUUAAUUGCCUCUUUUCAAUAAUAGCCUGAUAUACAAAUCUGUCCCUUCUUUGUGAUUACAGGGCCAAAAGCAGGAACAGGUCUGGAUAACUGUCUAUGUUUUUUCUAGAUUUUUAUUCAUUUAUAAUCUUUUUGUCACCAUUUGUAUUACAAUGGUAGUUUUCUGACAACUGUUUGUCCUCAACUUCUUCAUUAUUUUUCAAUCACAUACUAGGAACGAUGCAGUUUUAAUUUAGUUUUUUACCCCCACCGACGUUCUUUUAUUAGCUGAGACGACAUGACGUGACAUGACGUGUCAAGAGAGGAGCAAGUUGUUUCUGUAAAUGAUGUCACGCUGGUCAUUUAAAAGCUGAUGCUUUUCUUGUCUUUUAAUUGGCCGGAAUCAAAGCACAACCUGGUGCACAUAAGAGCUGGUGACAAAGUACAAAAAAAAAGGUUCUUCCACUGAAUUCCAGACAUAAAGAACGAUACAUCCGAUCACUUCAUACCAUUGUGCUUUCAGUAAAACAUGAAAUAACUUUACUUUUCCCAUAUGUCCCUCUUCUAAAACAAUGACAUUCCCAGUGUUGAACUUUGUGCCUCCAACUGGUAGUGAGAUAGAAAUGUUCCAGUGAAUCCCAGCUGUCUUUUAUCUUUUUGAGUAUAUUUGGUGUUGGCGUAGAGGAGACCAUAUUCAAAAAUCUGUAUCGUAGUGAAAUAUAGUAUUCCUACAGUUUUCUCAAAGUGAAAAUCAACCGUGAUGGUACAAAUUACUUUGUGGCUGUUUUAUUCCCUACCGUGAAUUUGAUGAAUACAUUUCUCUCUCUAUUUGUUUCUGUAGUCUUUGGUGUAUUUUUUCAGUGUAUUUCCAGUUAACAUAUCGUGGCAGAGGAUCAUGAGGGGAGAUGUAGGCCGAGGUGCUGAGGCCAGAACGAAAUCAUCAUCCUGAUCUUUGGAUCAGCGUGUUUUUAUCUUUACAUACAGAACAACACUCUGUGUUUGAAGCUCAUUAGAAAAAAAAAACACAAAUGGACAAAGCUGAUAUCAGUUGUUGUGUCUGAGAGAUCUUUAUACAAAAGCUGUGUUAAAGGACAAAGAAUGUAUUCCACUACAACAAUAGGAACAUGUGGUUGUGAGGAGAGAUUGUGUUUUCCUGGUGAAGAAGAUGUGGUCUGGUUUGAUUGGUGGUAGAGGUUGGACUGUCAUCCACAUGUGCCUUUGUGUCCUGCUGUGCUGGAAAGGAAAAUAGAUGUGUGUUUGCUUUAGAAACCUUAGGUAUAAAGUGUGUGCGGUACAUCCACGGCUCUGUGGCAGAGGCUCGGCUGAGCUGGAUUCUUCUGUGAGUUGUACAAAGGUUGGAGUUGUACAUAGUAAGUGAAAAAUUGCACUUUUUAAAGCAUCAACUCAGUAUUUCAGCCGUUAUGUUUUUUGUUUCCUGGCGUUGCCGCUUAAAGAAGCACAAAGGGAAAACCAGUGUGUGAAAACCCAGAAGCAGUUUCUUUAUGUUGAGUUUGAAACAGUCUUUUUAUCUACAAUCACCUCAAUCUAUUGCAUCCUGUUUUAAUCAUCAGUUUUCUUUACUUUCAGUGGUAAAUCAGUGGAUGUUUUUUUUUUAAACACCUUUUUAAAUUAUUACUUAUAGAUGUGUUUAAUUUCAUGUUGAUUUUAUAUUUUGAUAGGUAAGUAGUAGUAAUUUAAUUUUAACUACUGACAGGACCAACAAAUCUUUCCAGGGUUGCUCUUUUAUGAUGCACAUUGAAAAUACAGAUGCUUUGCUGUAUAGUAUUUUCUUUUCUUCACGUAUCUAGAGAUGCAUGUACAACAGAUGCACGGACGUAGGCUCUUGAAAAAAAGGCUGCAGGCAGGCAGCGCAGACCUGAUUUGAAUGUUAAGAUGCAGAUUACCUUUAUGUUCUCUGUUGAGGACUUUUCAUCUCCUGGUUGCGUUGGUCACAGCAACAACCCUCCCAGUAGCCUGCAAUAAAAACCUGUGCAGAGAGGAAAACUAAUGAAUGUGCGGACUAAGACCACCAUAGUUUGCUAAACUAUACUUUCUGUCAGCAGAUUACAGUGGUGACAGUCACACUGAGGUGAGGCUGCUGUCAAAUACAGGUUCCCAAUGGCAGUCAAAUUAAAACAUCAGCUUAUUUGAUGACAAUGGAAAUAACCAGGGCGUCACCUGUUGUGCAUUCCUAUUAAAUACUGCACCACUGUAAAGGCAAAUACUAGUCGUUUCUAAUAACCAACACUACUAACAAGGUCAGUCACAAACCAAACUGCCAGACGUGAGGGACUCAAGUCACUCAUGUCAAUACAUUUUUAUCUAUAGACAACGUCACACGUUUUUCCAAAGCUUAACAUAAACACUCACAUACAGUAGCUGCUGCAUUUUUGUAUUGUUCCAAAAAAAAAGAAAGGGAAAAUAAAAAAGAAAAAGGAAACAUUUGUGGCAUUCAGACUCAUCUGCGUGAUGACCCACUGGUUUCUGUUGAGCCCUGCUUGUACGUGCAUGUGUACCUUUUGAAUCCUGUAUUGCAAUAGCUAAUUAAUAAUAAUAAAAAAAGAUGACUUAACAUAGAAAUGGUAUAUUAUAGGUGUAUAUUCAAGAAGCUAAGCUGUCUGGUUCUGAGGAGGCACAUCUAAUCUGGCUUUGCUGUGCUGUAAAGAAAGCCUUGUGAUUUCUUUUUCUUCUUUCUGCUUCUUUAUUUCUGACUCUUGUUUUAGGGGCAAUAUUCUCUUGAACACUCAUUAAAUGCUUAAAAGGGUAAAAUAGAAACAGAUUUAUUGUCAUAAGGGGAAAUAGUGUGGUGAAGAACAAUAAAAACACAAUUUACUGAAGAA
Solea senegalensis (Senegalese sole) is the source of this 10706-nucleotide messenger RNA. RefSeq names its product microtubule-associated protein 1Aa (gene map1aa). The record is from RefSeq and is a predicted model, not a curated record. Gene Ontology annotation, biological process: microtubule cytoskeleton organization; axonogenesis; dendrite development. Lineage: Eukaryota; Metazoa; Chordata; Actinopteri; Pleuronectiformes; Soleidae. Gene Ontology annotation, molecular function: microtubule binding; actin binding. Gene Ontology annotation, cellular component: microtubule associated complex; neuronal cell body; cytosol. Bases 92 to 7834 code for a protein of 2580 amino acids. The transcript has 7 exons.